Molecule: messenger RNA, 225 nt
Organism: Symbiodinium sp. CCMP2592
Lineage: Eukaryota; Dinophyceae; Suessiales; Symbiodiniaceae
Source: the annotation of a GenBank genome assembly
GCGAAGGACCGCGACGAGGAGCCGGAGCAGACCGACCAGGCAGAGGCCAAGGGGGACGAGAAGGCGGAGGUCGAGGGUGACGACAAGCCCGACCGGGCCGAGAAGGACAAGCAGGGCCCCAGAAAGAAAGCCGCCAAGAAGGCGACAGCGGCCGAGGACAAGGAGGCCAAGAAGGCAGAGGCCGAGGGUGACGAGAAGGCCAAGCAGGCCGAGAACGACCAGCAG